AAAAUUCAACUGUAAUUAAAAUACUUUAGUUCUGUACCUGAGGCUUUUAGUAAUUGGUGCUACACACAAUGGCAAAAUCUAUACCCCAAACUCACAUUCCGGUCAGGCAAUUCGGAUUGGACGGCUCAUUAGCAUCGCCGGGAUUUGGGGACUUAAUUUUGGGGCUACGAUAUCGGGGCACUCGCCAUGAGUCAUUGUCCAUUGUCCAGCACAAUCAACCGACAACACACACGGAUAUACGGUAUAACAGUGGAGCCCCACAAACACAAACACCAACUCGACGAUGCGACGACUGGUCCCCGGGCAAUCGCAAUUGUGAUUUUAUGAGCUUUUCCGGACAAGCUUCAGUGGGGGGCUUUGAGCAUCGAUAGCCCGGCUUCUGUUGCUGCGGUUUAUCCGCGGUC
Messenger RNA from Drosophila elegans, 404 nucleotides. RefSeq lists its product as uncharacterized. The record is from RefSeq and is a predicted model, not a curated record. Bases 69 to 371 code for a protein of 100 amino acids. The transcript has 2 exons. NCBI's taxonomy places the organism in Eukaryota, Metazoa, Arthropoda, Insecta, Diptera, Drosophilidae.